GACAGCCUACGCGGUACAGUCCACCAUGAGCGGUCAGCGUGUACACAAACCCCCAGCGAGGCUGGGAACCUCCGGGGCGAUGCUGCGGCUCCUGCGGCUCCUGCUGCUGCUGGCGGCAGCGUCCACGUCCCACUCGUGGGGCCUCUUCACGGUGGAGAGCAGUGGCCUGGGCCUAGCCCUGAUGGAGUCUGUGGCCGGGGCCUUGAAUGCCUCCAGCCUGGCGCUGGCCAACGACACGGCCUGGCCGCUGCAGCACCAUCCGCCCGUGGAGCAGGCUGAGAUCGAGUCGUAUGACUACAUUGUGGUGGGUGCCGGCAGUGCUGGCUCCAUUGUGGCCAGUCGCCUGAGCGAGUCGUCGCCCCACGUGCGGGUCCUGCUGCUGGAGGCGGGACAGCUGCCGCCCCUGGAGUCGGAGAUCUUCUCGCUGAGUCCCACGAUGCACCGCGACGAGCGGUACAUGUACCUGGACGAGGCCGAGCCCAAUCCCAGCUGCUGUCUGGCCAUGGAGCCGCCGCACGGCUGCUCCUGGUGGCAUGGCCGCAUGAUGGGCGGCACCGGGGCCCUGAACGGGAACAUCUUCGUGCCCGGCAGCCAGGCCAACUUCAACGGAUGGCGGCGACGGCUGAAUCUGCGCGGCUGGGACUGGCCCCAGGUGCAGCUCGCCUACAGGCAGCUGGAGCGGCGCCUGCAGCUCAGCUACUUCCCGGUAGAGCCCCUCAGCCAGCGCCUCUCCGGCCUGAUCUAUGCGGCUGCCUCGGAGCUGGGCGUGCCGCGAAUGAAGCAGCCGCUGGUGGCCAGCUCGAGCUUCGGCUACACCCACCACGUGCCAGUGACCCUCAACGCGGGCAGAAGGGCCAGCAGUGGGCGCCUGUACCUGGCCACCCCGGAGGCCAGUCGGCGACCGAAUCUGAAAGUGGUCAGAGGCGCCAGCGUGCAGCGAGUGCUGCUGGACGAGGGUGGCGGCCGGGCCAAGGGCGUUGUCUACUCCCUGGAUGGCCCGGGCGGUGGAGAACGCACCGCCAAGUCGCUCCGUGAGGUCAUCGUGAGUGGCGGAGCCAUCAACUCUGCCAAGCUCCUGCUGCUCUCCGGCAUCGGACCCGCCGCACAGCUGAGUCCGUUGGGCAUCACACCCCUGCGGGAGCUGCCCGUGGGCCAGAACCUCCACGACCACGGGAUGCUGCCGCUCUACCUCCGCUUCACCCGUAACUGCGCCGUCAACAGCACCCAGGAGGCGGGGCCCAGCGCCUACUCGGCCGCAUCCGUCGCCGAGUACCUCCUGAACGGCCAGCGGGGCCCUUUGGCCAACAGCUUCUCCAUGAUGGGCUUCAUCAACUCCAGUGCCCCCGCCUCGAGUCAGGGCGAGCCCGAUCUGCUGCUGGUGGCUCACACGCUGAUGGCGCGCGGCGGCUCGGGAAGCUUUGGGUACCUGGGAUUCCGGCCAGAGCUGGUGGAAGCCCAACGGCAGGUGCUCCUCGAGUCAGACAUGCUGCAGGUGAUGGGCUCGCUGCUCAAGCCGCUGUCCCGGAGCGUGAUCCGGCUGCGCAGUGCGGAUCCCUCGCAGGCCCCGCUCAUCGAGAGCCACUACGGCGAGGAGCCCGAAGACCAGGCCACCCUGCUCCGCUGUGUGCGCUACGUGCAGCGGAUGGCACGGACCAAGUCCUUCCGCCGAUGCGGCCUCCAGCUCUGGCUGCCCCCCCUGGCCGCGUGCGACCAGCUGGCCAAGGACUCGGACGAGUUCUGGCUGUGCUACAUUCGACAUUUCUACGUGGGCUCUUGGCACUCGGUGGGCUCCUGCCGCAUGGCCGUUGCCGGGGAUCCGCGGGGCGUCGUCGAUGAGCGGUUGAGGGUGCACGGGGUGCGGGGCCUGCGGGUGGUGGACGCCAGCGUCAUUCCGGAGAUCACGGCGGGCCAUACAAACGCCCCGGCCAUGAUGAUCGGUGAGCAGGGCGCUCGCAUGAUCAUCGAGGAUCAGCAGGCCAACGAGGUGCUGGAUGGUCUCUAAGUAAUCUUCCUAUCCAUCCAU
This is a messenger RNA of Drosophila obscura, 2023 nucleotides long. RefSeq names its product glucose dehydrogenase [FAD, quinone]. Gene Ontology annotation, molecular function: flavin adenine dinucleotide binding; ecdysone oxidase activity. The record is from RefSeq and is a predicted model, not a curated record. Lineage: Eukaryota; Metazoa; Arthropoda; Insecta; Diptera; Drosophilidae.